GAAUUAAUCCACGACCCAACGGCGCUACCAGCCAACAGCAGGACGCAGGAUACGAGUCCCUGUUCUCCCAUCCUCUUCAGCUUUCUUCCUCCUCUCUCGCCUCUUUCUUUGUCCCGGAUCCUUCCUUCGUUCCGCCAAUUUCAGAAAAUUUUGGCAGCCGGGCAAAAAAUUGCUAGUGUGCUCAAACUUGAGGAUCGGUAGCGGGGAUAGGAGAUGAUCACGCGAGCAAAGCUGGUCGAACAGCUGCGGGAGCACCAGAUCCGGUCGGCGCAGUCAUACUCCGCGGCCCUCGCCGUCUUCUCCCCCAACCCCCACAUCGCCUCCAGGCGGGACCUGCGGGUUGCUCUCCUCUAUGCUCUGCUGUUUUGUUGUCUCAUGGUUUCGUGCUAUGCCGCGCUUUACCUGAAAUGGUUUAAACUCUCAUCCCUCUUUGUAAUUCUCGGAAUCCUUCUUCCAGUAAGUCUCAAAGUCUCUAGGCAUAGAAGGCUUAAAAGGAAAAGGGAGCGAAGAUUGCUGUUGCCCUUGUCCAUGUGAAUAUCUUUCUGAUACCCUGUAAAAUUUUAGUGAAGUGGCUCAACUACAAUGAGGAAAAAUCCUGGGUUUACUCA
Messenger RNA from Hordeum vulgare subsp. vulgare (domesticated barley), 608 nucleotides. RefSeq lists its product as uncharacterized. The record is from RefSeq and is a predicted model, not a curated record. The transcript has 2 exons. Bases 214 to 534 code for a protein of 106 amino acids. NCBI's taxonomy places the organism in Eukaryota, Viridiplantae, Streptophyta, Magnoliopsida, Poales, Poaceae.